AUGGUCCGUAUCAACGUGCACAAUCACUAUCACAAACUGCCCAUUAUUGCGUCUGUAGCGUGGUAUGUGACCCUCCUUGUGCUGCUUAUCGUCUGGUUGGCGAGUGGGAGACCAAAAUAUCCAUCUCAGGAUGGCUCCAUUGCCUACAUAUCCGACGUUGGAGCAAGCUAUAUGAAACCUUUUUUUAUCGUUGGCACUUGCAUUACUGCCGUCAGUUUCGUCCUCACACUCGCGUCCGAACGGCUCCUCCAACACGCCCACCGCCUAUUACCUACACAGCGACGCUCAGAGACAAUUCUUUCGUAUUGCUCGAUUGCUGGCUCUAUCAUCGCUGGCGCAGGGCUGAUACUCUUGUCCAUCUUCGACACCAAGCGAUACACCAGCCUUCAUCGGGUCUUUCUUCUCGUCUUUAUGCUCGGUGUCAUUCUAAGCGCGCUAUUUACUGUCGUCGAAUUCCGUUUGCUCUCACAUACAUACGCGUCGUACAACAAACUCCGGCGGUCCUAUAUCGCCAAGGGUAUCAUUGCGGCGAUUCUUAUCUGCCUUGGCGUAGCAUUUGGUAUACUACUGUUCGGCGAUAGCGAAGCGUUGAUAGACGCUGGAGCCAUUCUGGAAUGGGUUAUAGGUUUUGGAUUUACCGCAUAUCUCCUCGUCUUCUUCUACGAUUUACGGCUUGCGGCCCCUCGACAUCAAAAGUCCCAGGCGCUCAAGAAUAUGGAAGCAGGACAAUGGCGGGUUUGA
Serendipita indica DSM 11827 is the source of this 741-nucleotide messenger RNA. NCBI's taxonomy places the organism in Eukaryota, Fungi, Basidiomycota, Agaricomycetes, Sebacinales, Serendipitaceae. The record is from the annotation of a GenBank genome assembly.